AUGGCCCAGCCAAGUCUGUACCAGGCAGGCCUUUCUGACUUCAAGAGAGCGGCACAAAGUCGCGUCAAGGACAAUAAGGAUCAGCAGAGAAUCAAUGGAAGUCCCACUGAUGCUCGUCAAAGUGGACUCGCACUCAAAGACGACGCGGGUCAGAAAUACGGUCAAGCAAAGAUUGGCGGCAAAAAGAUUGAUCCAUCAUGGAUCAGCAACAUCCUCGACAAUAUACACACCUUCGUCCAGGUCGGCGACUUCGUGAUGACCAAGGCACCGGAAUCUGUAGCCACUGCCUGGUUCGCUAUCAGUCUCGGCCUCGGAGCAAUUCAGAACAACUUACGCGCUCUACGGUCUAUUUGGAAGCGGGCUUCAAGAUAUGACUGA
This is a messenger RNA of Fulvia fulva, 378 nucleotides long. RefSeq lists its product as uncharacterized. The record is from RefSeq and is a predicted model, not a curated record. The transcript is spliced from 2 exons. Bases 1 to 378 code for a protein of 125 amino acids. Lineage: Eukaryota; Fungi; Ascomycota; Dothideomycetes; Mycosphaerellales; Mycosphaerellaceae.